AUGAAUGGCCUUAUCAAAAGGCGACUCACCGCCCAGCAAAUCCUCCUGCGACGAGCCUUGAGCAAAAGUGUCGGCAGGUGCCAGGAUGCCACCGAAUUUGUGCGGGAUGGCAUCGCGGCGCCUCCUUCUCUGGUCAAACCAGCUCAGGAGAGAUCCUCGUCGAGGGCAGUGAGAAAACUGCACAGAAUCUUGGCAUCCAAUCCUUUUGGUCUCUUGGGAGAAAGGAAGACGGGAGGAACACUGUCAGGCUGCGAUCUUCAAAGGAAGGACUCACGAUCCUGGAGGAAACUGAAGCCAAGUGAGAACCAUCCGAACCUGAGUCGUAACAGUUCUCGGGGAAGCAGUAGAUCACGCAAUAGUGCUUCUAUUUACCCUUCCACCUGGCAGCUAAAUGUAAGUAAAGCCAAGGAUGAACUUAAAGAGAAUUCCCAGGGAUCUCUGGAGGAGAUCGUCAACUGCGCUAUUCUCAAUCGAACUCCUUAUGAUCAUAAGCUUAGUACGCCCCUAAAAUCUGAUAACUCCUGUCAAUGCACCAUCAAAAAGAAAAGUCGCCGUAGGGGUCGGAAAACUAAAACGCUUAUGGUUGCUCAGACCCAGACAAUCACUGAAACCGAAAGGAAGGGGAGAAAUUUCUCGAAAGAAAAGUAUUUUCAGGGAAGAAGCUGCAGCAAAGACAGUGAUAUUGUAUUUCAGAAAUUGGAUUUCAGGGCUUAUAGUGGCGAGGAAGUAUGUCACGAUCGAAGGACAAGAAGAACCUCCUCAAAAUCCAGCGUCAAUUCUAGGAUAUCUUUUAAGCCAGAAUGUCCUGGAAUUGCGUACAAGGAUUAUGGCGGUUAUAGCCCUUCGGAAACGGAUAUCGAAGCGGAGUGCUUUCCCGCACAGCGAAGUCAAUCUGGUUAUUUAGAUAAAAUAACAAAGAUAAGCAAGCCACCAUCAGAUGGAGGUUCCAAGUGGAGCCUUAAAAUACCCAGCAAUGUGGAGAUCAAUCAGUAUAUGGCCAGAGGAAGUCGAGAAAGGAGUCCCACUUUUUUUCAGGAGAAGAGUCCUGGAAUCGGGGAAAAGAUGAGUGCAGCAAAAAGAGAAGGCCAACGGUGUCACUGCUCAAUGAAUCCAUCAAAGGUUCAAGAUAAAAUUCGGAAAAGAAGCAACCAGCCACAAAGGAGCACAGUACCAAGAACAAUGCCAAAACAUCGUGGUUCAGUCUCAAAUGAAAAGAGGAAAUGUUGCAAUCCCUGUUGUCCGUCAAACUUAAGAGAAAAGUCUAACAGAAAAGAGGGUAAAACACAUUCACAAGCCAGUAUUUCAUCUGCAGUACAAUUUCGCCAGCGUAUUAGAGGACAAGGGAGUGAAAAUAGUUUUAACCAAAAAUAUGAAAAGAGCAAAUGUGGCAAUCCCUGUUGUCCAUCAAAGUUUAGAGAAAAGUCUAACAGAAAAGAGGGUAAAACACAUUCACAAGCCAGUAAUUUACCUUCAAUAAAAUUUCGUCAGCGCAUUGAUGAAGUGGGGAGUGAAAAUAGUUUUAGGCAACAAUAUGAAAAGAACUCAAAUGAAAAGAGCAAAUGUGGCAAUCCCUGUUGCCCAUCAAAGUUUAGAGAGAAGUCUAACAGAAUAGAGGGUAAAACACAUUCACAAUCCAGUAUUUCACCUUCAAUGCAACUUCGUCAGCGUAUUAGAGAAGAAGGGAGUGAAAAUAGUUUAUGCCAACAGUAUGAAAAGAACUCGCCAAAUGUUUAUCAAGGCAGUCGACAUUCGGCUAAAGUUGAUUCUUCCAAUGAACUAAUGGAGAGCAGUUGUAUUUGUUCGCGUAAUUCAAGAGAAAGGCAGGCGAAUAAGACGCAGGAUUGUAACAGAUCACCAAGUUCAUAUGAACCACAAAUCAGGAGAACAAAACAACAAACCACCAAUAGCGUCGUGUGCGAUCCAAAAUGUACUGAGGCCAUUACUCAGACUUCUGAUUUACUAAUGGCGCCAAGGAGCUAUGGAACGAAAUGCAACUUUCAGGGAGUUCAGCAAUCUUUUCAUCAGCAAGCAAAUUCAGUUAUGCCAAAUAAAAACCAAUCCAAACAAGAAUGCUCUAGGCAAGAAAAUUUUGGUAGAACAACAUUAAGCUCCCAAGAAGUAGAUAAAGCACCACGAAACGCAGUACAAUGUAGAUGCAAAGAAAUAGAACAUUCUCAAAAGUCCAAUUCGGUCAAUUUUAAAUCACCUCGAAUAACCUCUUUAAAAACUGCAAAGCCAAGCCGUACUCGAAAACAAAGAACCAAUCGGUCUUUUAGUCGAUGCUGUUGUACUCGGAAAAAAUUAGUAAAAAAGUCAACGUUAUCAGAAAAACAGAAAACUUCGAUUUCAACAGCUAAGGAUCAAGCGAGUUGCAAAGAUGAAAAGAAUAUCGGAGGACUGCCUAAGAUUGACAAGUGUGAUGUGAGGAAAAUACUUGCCAUUUUGCAACAGACAUUGGCUGGACUUGAGAAGCAAAUUAAUAAUGGAGAAGGCAAUGAGAGGGGCAUUAAUAAAAGUAAAUGUGUUAGAAACUCAAAGCCAAAACCGAAAUGUUGUAAAGUCCUAACCCAAUUAAAAGAUAGUCAUAAUGAAAAUUGUAAUCAAGUGCGUACUCAAAAGCCACCUAACCAACAAGGAUGUUCUUUUCCGGAAAGAAAUUCUUUUGACCAUCCUUUAACUGCUUCUCCAAAUCGAUACUUUUUCGAGGACAACAGUCCUAAUAAACAAUACCAAUGUAGUAGAACAGGUCCUGCAAAUUUCUCAGGAUCAACUCAUGUGUAUGAAAGCCUAACGCGUAGUGUAAGUCCAGUCAACAUCGAGGAAUCGUGCAGAAAUAAAAUAAUGUUUGGAAGAAGUGAAUAUGACUACCCAAAAGAAAUGAGGAAACCAAAAUGCCCACCGUACCAGGAACCCCAUAACAAGCCCAUUACAAGCGUAAAUAAUUGCCAAGCUCAAAGCAAUUAUUCCCAGCGAAAUUAUAACAACCAAAGUUCACCUCAAUACAUGACGCAACCUUGUGCAAGUCCUCAGUGUGUUUGGAAUACUCCUAAAAUGGAGGAAUUCCGAAGGAAUCCAAUCCCGAAUUUGGAACUUAACCAGCGAUCCAAAGGUGCAGCAUGUUCAAAAAGACAAAGUCCGCGUGAAAAAUGGCCAAGUCCAGAAUACUGUCCAUAUAAAGGAAUGCAAAAAUGCGAGGAAGGUCAAAUUCAUCAAAAAAAGGAAACCUUUCAACCCAAACAUAAAACGUUUGAAGAUAGUUAUUUCCCAAAUUAUGAUCACCAGCUGCCAGGAAUUUGCGAGAACCCAUUUUGUCCAAAAGCUUCAAAAUAUUCUAGUUCCUUUGAUAAUGAAAGCUACCCGGUUUUAAAUAGAAACCAAUCCAUUGAAACAGUAAGUGACUUUUCAAGGAGCGAUCCUGAAUGUCCUUAUAAACAAAAUGAAACGAACUCAGGUGCAUGCAAAGGCCCUGACUAUUGUCCAUAUCAAAGUUCGUUUAAAUCAGAUUUUGGACCAAACAAUCGAGGGGUAGUCACCUUCCGAGAUAUGGAAAAGUGUAGAUCACAUAAAGAAAGCUUUUUGCAAAUUCCUACACAAUAUGGUGACAUUACAACUUGUCCAGAAGGCAUCCAAUAUUCAAGAUCACGGGAUAAUCCCGUAUUCCCAACUUCGAAAAGAACUCUUGUCGAAGUGCAAAGUGACAUAAUAGAGUGCGAUCCGGAAUGUGUUUAUCAACCUUUUCAGAAGGGUGGCCACGCUGAUGAACAUGAUAACUAUUGCGAUAAUCCAUAUUGUCAAGAAAAUGUAACGCUUAAAAAUUAUUCGAGCUUACCUGAUGAAAGGGAUCUAUGUGAGAAUCCAAGCUGUCCAGGAAAAGAAUCUUUGUACAGAAAUUCCAUCAACCAUCAGAAGGACGAAACACUAAACAAACAGAAACUUUGCAAAGAACGAAAAGAAAAAAAUAUUCAAGGUAGUAAGAAAAUGUAUCCAGAAGGAUCCGAAAACAAUUCAAAUUAUGCUUGCAGCAAUCAAAGGUCUGAAAAGUCUUAUUUUACUGAAGACUGCUCUCCAAACUGCCCUGCACGACAAAAGACUGGCUAUAAUGUAAUGAAAAGGCGAGUUACUGUUGUUCGUAGAGAUCAGGAAUCAUAUUAUAAAUGCCAAAAUCCGCAGUGCCCUGAAAAAAGAAUAAAAUCAUCUGUAAAACCAAAACAAGUUUACCAAAGCAAUCAACAUACCAAAUUAUGUGAAAACCCGAACUGCUCUAACAAAACUACAACAAACAGGGAAGGAUAUUCUGUUUCUGGAAGAACCUACUCUGAAAGCCAGACUAAAUCAAAGAAAAACAAAAAGGUCGAAGAUGUUGACUCCUGUGCGAAAAAUUCUCCCAAUCGAGAAUUUUUAACUAAUCAAAAUAGUUACGAAAAAGACAAUUACGAACAUGACUACAAAGCUUGUGGGAAUCCUGAUUUUCGGGGUAAAAAAGGAGUAUAUCCAAACAAAUAUCGUGACAACGCCGGUCAUGCUUUUGGAGUCGGCUAUGAAAUAAAACAUGGUGGGGAAUUAUGUGAGAAUCCAAAAUGUCUAGAUAAAAAAGAGAGGUAUAGAAAAGAAAAGGAAGAUUUGGAAGAAAAUUCACAUAGAAUACCACCUUGCGCGGAAAGGAAAAGAAAUUCUCAAGAAAAGAAUCCAAACUCUUCAAAACAAGAUGGAAAAUAUAAGGACUCACAGCACAUAGGCGAUUCCAACGAAUGCUCUGAAGAAUUUGAUGAUCGUCCACGUUAUCGCUAUGUCAACCGAUCAGAUAAUCUUACAAAGCAAUCAAGUAAUAGUUAUGAAGUCUGCGACAACCCAAAAUGCGUAAAACCGUUAGAAAACGUUACCAAUAAUAAUGGUCAUGAAAAGAGACGAUAUGAGAAUCCAGGUUGCGAUCGAUUUGAAUAUGGAUAUGGAAGGAAUUCAACUGGUCGGGAAAGGUUUGAUCCAGAGUUAGAAGAUGUUUGCUUAACAGAUAGCCCGAAUCGCCAAAGAGUUCUCUUCACUAAUCUCCGGAGAUUUAAAAACAGCAGAAAUAAUACAAGUCGUCAAUGCAGUGGACGAUCUGAUUUAUACAAUGUAGAUCGUAUUGCUAUGAAGACCUUUAAUAAAUGCAAUAGCAUGUCUAUAGGCGAUCGUCAGGCGAUCAAUAAAUUUUGUAACUCAAGGAAAACCGAAGCCAAAAAUAAGUUCAAACCGGAAAGAAGCAUCUGCAUUUGUCCUGGUAAACCGGCACCGAUUUUUGUUAAAAACAGGUAUAAUCCUUUUGUUACGAUUCCUAGUUUAAAUAGCUACGAGGAAUAUUUCUUAUCGAAUUUUCAAAAAUUUAAAGAAGAAAAGAACAAGAAUCAUAAAUGUGUAGGAAAUUGUCCUUUUCUUAUGGAGUAUGAAAUCCCUUCGAAAAAAUACUCUUCGGUUUCUUUCUGUAAGGAGAAAUCUCAGGUAUAUGACAUUCUUAUGGAAGACAAAAUACAUUCAGAGAACUUCUCAUCUGGUUCGUUAUGUAGAGUGAAAUCUCAAGAAUAUGACACUGUUAUGGAAGACGAAAUUCCUUCGAAGAAAUGCUCAUCCGGUUCUUUAUAUAAAAUUAAGUUUCAAGAACAUGACAUUCCCUGCAACUGCCAGAGUAAUGAAUUUAAUAAACACCACGUUCUGAAAUCUAAAGCUUCAAUCUUCAGUUGUGUAAAAUCGCCAAAACAGGAGGGUAAAUCAAAAGCAAAUAUAAAAACAACUCAAGGAAAAGAGAUAACACCUCUCAAUAAAAAUUCGCAAGAAAAGCAGAAGCACGAGAAAAAAACAGAUUUUAAAAACUACGAAAAGCCCCCGUCAAAAUCGAGCGGAAUUGGAUGCUUAAAAAAAAGCGACAAAAAACCCCAGGAAAACCCCAAAUCAAAUGAUAAAGAACCAACAUCAAAAAUGAGUGAAAUUCUUUGUUUGAAAAAACCCGAAAAACGUAGUCAGAAAAAUAAGCCUACAAUUGAAAAAGAAUCCCAAAGGGUGGUUCAGCAAAAACCAUCGCCUCAAGACAAAAAUCAAAAAAAUAAAGACAAAAAUACAAGUAAAAGAUCGUCAAGGCGUAGCGGAUUUUUCAGUUGGUGCAGGAAAUCCCAGAACACUCAACGGGAAUAUGAAAAGCCAUCAUCGGUUAAAGAAUGCCCUUGUACAAAACAGCCGUCACCCAAGGAUCAAGAGUCACCUAUGCUAAAAUCGGGCGCUCCUUUUCCCUGUUCCUGCGCUCCCAGGAAAUCCCAGAUCACUCAAGGGGAAGAAGAGAAGCUUUCAUCGGUUAAAAACCCUACUUGUAGUAACCAUCCGUCCCCCAAGGAUCAAGAGUCAACUUUGCUAAGAUCGGGCGUUCCUUUUCACUGUUCCUGCGCUCCCAAGAAAUCCCAGAACACUCAAUGGGAAGAAGAGAAGCUAUCAUCGGUUGAAGAAUGCCCUUGUACUAAAAAGCCUUCACCGAAGGAUCAAGAGUCACCUAUGCUAAAAUCGAACGUUCCUUUUCACUGUGCCUGUGCUCCGAAAUACAUGGAUGACGGUGAGGUUAAAGUCCUAUAUGACUCCAGCUUCCGUUUCCAAAAGGAGAGUUGCAGUUGCGCCGAAGUUUCGAAGACCAGAUAUUGCCAUUAUAGCCCAUCUGGACAGGAUACAGACUGGUAUGAAGAAUCACCUCAGGAAAGCCUAAUAUCUUGCGUGCAAACGUUUCAGGAGGAGGGGAUCGAGUACUGGCCAUGUGCCAGCGCCAAUGGCUUCUACAAAAUUGUGCGGUAACUAUGAUUGAGAGUUUCAACGAAAACUUGGACGUUUUUGAGAAAAUUCCCAAUCAUAAAUACUAAAAGUAGAAAAUUUAUAUAAAUUAAAUAAAAACUAAAUAAAAAACGUUUUUAGAACUUAAA
Messenger RNA from Drosophila ficusphila, 6929 nucleotides. RefSeq lists its product as uncharacterized. The record is from RefSeq and is a predicted model, not a curated record. Lineage: Eukaryota; Metazoa; Arthropoda; Insecta; Diptera; Drosophilidae. The transcript has 2 exons. The coding region runs from base 1 to 6804 and encodes 2267 amino acids.